AUGCAAGAAUAUAUACAGGAUGCUCUGACUUUCGUGCGCGAAUAUGGACGACCAUGUUUAUUUAUCACGUUCACAUGUAAUCCAAAAUGGCCAGAGAUUACAUCUUUGCUACUACCUGGCCAAAAUGCAAUACAUCGCCAUGACAUUACAGCACGUGUGUUCAGACAAAAGUUGAAGUCUUUAAUAAGUUUCAUUACUAAAUCACAUGUAUUUGGUCCCACACGUUGCUGGAUGUAUUCGGUUGAGUGGCAAAAGCGAGGAUUACCUCAUGCACACAUUUUGGUUUGGUUCAUCUACAAAAUUCGUCCUGAAGAAAUCGAUAGUAUCAUUUCUGCGGAAAUUCCAGAUCCAUCCACUGACCAACUGCUGUUUGAUAUUGUUACAACAAACAUGAUUCAUGGUCCAUGUGGUACUCUUAAUAGUUCAUCGCCUUGCAUGGCUGAUGGAAAAUGUACUAAAAAUUUCCCUAAAGAUUUUACCAAUGAUACGGUCACAAAUAACGACGGAUACCCAAUAUAUCGUCGAAGAAAUCCUGAAAAUGGCGGACAGUCAUUUAUUAAAAAUAUCAUCAACACAGACAUUGAUAUUGACAAUCGUUGGGUGGUGCCAUAUUCGCCUCUGCUGAGCAAGACAUAUAAUGCUCAUAUUAAUGUUGAGUUCUGCAGUUCUGUGAAGAGCAUCAAAUACAUUUGCAAGUAUGUCCAUAAAGGCAGUGAUAUGGCUGUGUUUAGAGUGGAAAAUACUAAUGUGAAUGCUCCUCCAGUGAAUAAAAACGACGAAAUAACGCUCUACCAAAUUGGUCGGUACAUCAGCUCCAAUGAAGCUGCUUGGCGUAUCUUUGGUUUUCCAAUUCAUGAACGGGAUCCAGCAGUUGUUCAGUUAGCCAUCCAUCUUGAAAACGGUCAGCGUGUAUUUUUCACGAACGAGACAGCGAUUGAUCGUGCAAUAAAUCCACCUAAAACUACACUCACUGCAUUUUUUGAAUUGUGUAAUCGUGCGGAUGAUUUUGUUGCCUUUGCACGAACAUUACUCUAUUCACAAGUACCACGAUAUUUCACAUGGACUCAAACAAAAACAUGGAUGCCCCGCAAUCAAUCCAAGACACACGGAGUGCUUUUAUCUUCGACUGUUGUUGGUUAA
Molecule: messenger RNA, 1140 nt
Organism: Argiope bruennichi
Lineage: Eukaryota; Metazoa; Arthropoda; Arachnida; Araneae; Araneidae
Exons: 2
Coding region: 1-1140 (379 amino acids)
Source: RefSeq, a predicted model, not a curated record